Orbicella faveolata is the source of this 4019-nucleotide messenger RNA. RefSeq names its product HEAT repeat-containing protein 6-like. The record is from RefSeq and is a predicted model, not a curated record. NCBI's taxonomy places the organism in Eukaryota, Metazoa, Cnidaria, Anthozoa, Scleractinia, Merulinidae.
AAAAUGCGCCGGUGAAGAUGUGGACAGCGGUUGCACAAAAAAAGUAAAAUGGCGACUCAGGCACACAUCAAGAAGAAACGUACGUGAACACAUCGAACACAUAUACCUUUAGGACAUUGUUCUGGUGCCUGUGUUGUAAUUCGCGGACACGAGAAGGUUUAAAAUACUUCCUAAAUGGAACAACUACUUGUGAUUGACAUCAGACGUGGCGAAAAUGUCGUUCAGAGAUGAUAAAUUUCUCUGGAAGGAAGCAGCUCAUAGAAUAUUGAACCUGCAGCACUCGUCCUCUGCGGGGACAUUAAACACAAAUCUUAACGUUAUAUUGGAUGAACUCAAUUCUUUAGACUAUGCGACAAGUGUCGUUGACAACGAAGAGGAUGCUUUACGUGUGAUGUCUAAAUGUUGCACACUUGUUCACUCCAGUGGCAAUGAUGAUUUCCUUGUCACCAAGUUCUGUCAGCUUAUAGUCAAUCUGUUUGCAAAACAAAAGGUCACAGUUAGCCAAGAAACACUGAAUGACGUUCUGAAUUUCCUUAUUGACUGCAUCAAGACAUGUAAAAAGUGGACUUUGUUGAACAUUUUAAGAGCUUUAGGAUCUACUCUGUAUGAAAAUGGAUCACUAUGUGGACAGUUUGGUGACAGCCUAUUGGCUAAAGAUGGUGUUCUGGUAAGACUGUGCAGAGAUGAGGCACAGGAUACUGAUGUUCUUUGCAGUGCUGUGCAGUGUGUAGCAAAUGUCUGCAUGAGAUCCUCCAAUGGACUGUGCUUAGGGGAUAAAUUCAUUACGCCUGCAUUCAAUCUUCUUUUGGAUCUGCUUCAAGCAUCCUCCCCAAAACUUUGUGGAACAGAGAUUGAACAUUUUAGGCUUGUCAACACAGUUCUGCGAGCUCUUCAACAUAUCCUUGUACUUGGUUGUUCAGGGCAGAAUCAAAAUCUUGGACCUCUCUUGGCUUCACUUAAGAACUACAUGUUUUGUGGAAUGCCAGGCUACAAACCAGUAUAUACUGAGAAGAGCCACCAGCAAUUAGAGGAUCAGUCAGGGAUAGAGCCAGAUGAUUUAUCCUCAGUCCAUUUGAAUACAAUACCUCAGAGGGAUCGCACAUACUCAAUUCUUAGCAAGAAGAAAAAGAGACGCUCUAACAACAAAAAAUCUAAACAGGCGACGUCAACUUCACCUCCAAAACAAAUAACUGUUGGUAGCUCUUCAAUGGAUGCUCUGACACCCACAUUUGCGACAUGUAACUUAAAUUACAGUGUACCCAAAGAUCCUGCUAGUAUGGAAAAUCAGUCCAUCAGUCCUAGACUGAGGAAUCCACCAAGACAUGCAGCACAUUUAACAGGAAACAAUGUUAAUCAAAAUAGAGACAGUACAGCGGCAAAUGCUAAUGCUUUUGAUGGCUCUGGCGCUGAGUCAUCAGGUUACCAUAGUGCAUCAAGCUUGUCCACUGCAAGUUCUGACUCAGAGUAUUCUGACAGUGAAGCAGGACAGACUGCAAGACUGAGAUCGAUAACAUCAAAAGUUCGGCUUAAUGUGCUUCUUUGCCUUCAGGCAGUUAUUAAAAGCACAGACAAGAAGGUUCUGUUUGGAUAUUGGUCGUCGUUUGUUCCUGAUAAUACAGUGUCGUCAUCUUGGUCUCUCUUUACUACAAUUCUAAAGGAUCCCACUCCAAAGGGUCGUGCUGGUGGUGUAGCAGUUUUGAUGGAUUUGUUGGACGGUUCAAGACAGUUCUUAGUGGCUGCGGAGGACAGAGAGCAGCACAGUUCUUCACCAUCAUCACGCCCUUAUACCUCGUUCUCGGUAAAGCUGAGUGGAAUUGUUCACGAGCUUCACAGAUGUCUCCUACAAGCGUUAAUGGCUGAGACAUCUGGUACUACCAAGGCGCAGAUACUCAAGUGCUUGUCCCUUCUGGUUCUGAACUCACCAUACAACAGACUGAAGCAAGGACUUUUAACCAAAGUUGCCAGACAACUCAGACCUUUACUGGCUCUCAAAGACCCAAACCUACAAACAGCCGUGCUGUCCUGUCUAAGAAUGGUGGUGUGUGUACACACCCCUCUCCAAGAAGUAGCUGAAAUUAUGAGACCAACCUCGGCGGAAGUCAACAACCCAGGAAACCGCAGCAUGCCACAAACCAACAGCAGUGUGUGUGACAGUAGCAGUAGCCCCGCCGUAAUGAGUCCCGAGUUACAGGUGCCAUCCGAGUCCCCAUGGUUGAUACAGUGGUGUAUCCACGCAGUAAAUCGACGAGAAAAUUCACUUGUGGUGCGUUUGGAAGCCUUGCAGGUUUUGGGCUCAUUUGUGAAGAGCUAUGUCGUCUUAUUAAGUUCCAGUGUGGUGGAAUGUCUCAGGAAUCUGGCGUGUUCGUGUUUAAAAGAUGGUGAUAUAUCAUUCACUCUGUGUGCAAUGAAGCUACUUGAAGAACUGGCUCGUGCAAUGUACGCUGAAUAUUCAAACACUCACACUGGUAGAAAUGCAGUCUCCAAAGAACAGAUUUUACAGUUCUGGCUGAAACUGUUAGAUGGUCCAUUGAUCAGUAUGAUACAAGAAGGAAGCUCUGUUUCUGCCCCAUCAUGCAGCGCUGCUGUUGACUGUUUGUCAAACAUUGGAGCUGUUAUCUUUAACGAACUACCUUUACACAGGCGUAUUCUUUGCAUCAGUCUUCUCCUUGGUUUGUCAAAUGAUGAAGACAAGAAUGUCAAGUCGUCGUCAAUUCGUGCCCUAGGCGUAUUUGUUCUGUAUCCCUGCCUCAGAGAUGACGUACUGUUUGUAGCGGACACAGCGAAUGCCGUGCUCACUGCCAUGACAGACGCAAAGAUUAUGGUUAGGAUGAAGGCGGCCUGGGCUCUAGCCAAUCUCAGUGACUCCCUGGUGACCAAUAUGUCUUGUGGAGACUCAGGUUUUAUGGAGGAUUUUUCCGACAUGUUACUGUUGAAGCUGUUGAUCACUUCGAUCACAGCGGCCGACGAUAAUGAAAAGGUGAAAUCAAAUGCUGUAAGAGCUUUGGGGAACUUUCUUCGCUACACUAGAACGUCAUCCCUAGACAAAGCUGGUUUUAUGGAAGCAGUGGAGAAAGCGGUUCAAGCACUGGUUAGGAACGUGGGCUCUGGUCUUAUGAAGGUUCGCUGGAACGCUUGUUAUGCGAUCGGCAACGUGUUCCGGAAUCCUUUCUUACCAACUGGUACAGCGCCUUGGACGGUGCGCAUCAAUGCUGUCAUACCGUUAUCAGUUCCCCCAGAGAGGCGUUACUUUGGUGACGUGACUCUUUAUAGUCACGUGUACGCAACGUUGAUUGACGCAUUGAAAGGAACCGAGAACGUGACCGAGUUUUGUGAAUUCAAGUACAGGGAUACUCUGAGGCAGCAGCUUUGCAAUUCUUUGUGUCACAUGACGAGCUUGAUGACAGCGGAAGACGCUGUUUCUCUGGGCACUGUGUUGGAGGAAAACCACGAUACUUACAAAGAAUACAUCAGAAAUUAUGUUCGGCAACUUAGUGCUCAGGAGUCCCCAGUCGAAGAUCAGACGGACGAGAAAACAGCUGGUGAAAAAUUAUCCACUGUACGUGGAGCUCACAGGCGAGUACACGAGGAACUUGAGCCUUGCAGCACUGCUGUCAAGAUCUUACAGGAUGUUUUUGGAGAAUUACGCAAGAAUACGGAAAGUGAAAAUGACACUUACAAUGCAGAGAUAGAACAGUCGGACAUGACACAUUCUACUUUGCCAGAUUAGCACUGGUACCUAUGUACUGAGCGAGAGGACAAGGCAAGCCACUCAGUUUUGAAUUUUACGAAGAGAAAAGAAGAGGAAGGAUGAAAAUAUUCACUUGGUGAUUUGACGGCGCUUGAAAUAAUUUCAUUCAGCCACAGUGGAAGAGGAAUAUCGUUAUAUGAAAGAACAGUUUGGUUUCGAAGCGUUCCCGAUCAAGAAUGGUGUUAUUUGCUGUAUCAUUAAGAGAAUUUAUUUAUUGACUUGGACUGUCUCGAGCUAUUACUCUGAAUUAAAGAAAUUUAAACUAAGACCA